Molecule: messenger RNA, 1048 nt
Organism: Peromyscus eremicus (cactus mouse)
Lineage: Eukaryota; Metazoa; Chordata; Mammalia; Rodentia; Cricetidae
Gene: Dao
Product: D-amino acid oxidase
Exons: 10
Coding region: 1-1041 (346 amino acids)
Molecular function (GO): D-amino-acid oxidase activity; FAD binding
Source: RefSeq, a predicted model, not a curated record
AUGCGUGUGGUAGUGAUUGGAGCGGGAGUCAUUGGACUAUCCACGGCCCUCUGCAUUCAUGAGCGUUACCACCCGAGGCAGCCACUGCACAUGAAGAUCUAUGCAGACCGCUUCACCCCAUUCACCACCAGUGAUGUGGCUGCGGGCUUCUGGCAGCCCUAUCUCUCGGACCCCAGCAACCCACAGGAAGUGGAGUGGAACCAGCAAACCUUCGACUACCUGCUGAACCACAUUCACUCUCCAAACGCCGAAAAGAUGGGCUUGACCCUAAUCUCAGGCUACAAUCUCUUCCGGGAUGAAGUUCCGGAUCCUUUCUGGAGAAACACAGUUCUGGGAUUUCGGAAGCUGACCCCCAGAGAGAUGGACAUAUUCCCUGACUACAGCUAUGGCUGGUUCAACACAAGCCUGAUUUUGGAGGGGAAGAGCUACCUGCCGUGGCUGACUGAGAGGUUAAAGGAGAGAGGAGUGGAGUUCUUCCAUCGGAAGGUGGAGUCUUUCGAAGAGGUGGCAAGAGGAGGCGCGGACGUGAUCAUCAACUGCACCGGGGUGUGGGCUGGGGCGCUGCAGGCAGAUGCCUCGCUGCAGCCAGGCCGGGGCCAGAUCAUUCAGGUGGAGGCCCCUUGGAUGAAGCAUUACAUCCUCACCCAUGACCCAGCCCUCGGCGUCUACAACUCCCCGUACAUCAUCCCAGGGUUCAAGACAGUUACUCUCGGAGGUGUCUUCCAGCUGGGGAACUGGAAUGAAUUAAACAGUGUCCACGACCACAACACCAUCUGGAAGAGCUGCUGCAAACUGGAGCCCACCCUGAAGAAUGCAAGAAUCGUUGGGGAACUCACUGGCUUCCGGCCAGUCCGGCCUCAGGUUCGGCUAGAAAGAGAACAGCUUCAUUUUGGAUCUUCAAGUGCGGAGGUCAUCCACAACUAUGGUCAUGGAGGCUACGGGCUCACGAUUCACUGGGGUUGUGCCAUGGAGGCAGCCAACCUCUUUGGAGAAAUUCUAGAAGAAAAGAAGUUGUCCAGGAUGCCGCCAUCCCACCUCUGAGGACGCU